Molecule: messenger RNA, 1148 nt
Organism: Cryptotermes secundus
Lineage: Eukaryota; Metazoa; Arthropoda; Insecta; Blattodea; Kalotermitidae
Product: protein takeout
Exons: 6
Coding region: 74-829 (251 amino acids)
Source: RefSeq, a predicted model, not a curated record
ACACUCCUGCAUAAUUAGUUGUAUAAAAGGUCGAGUUUGAUAAUGAGAUUUCACAGAACACAGUUUAGGCAGAAUGUGGUACAAGGCGGUCUUCGUUGCUAUAUGCGUGUGUAUGUCGCAAGCAGGGAAGCCCCUUCCCCCAUACAUUAAGCCCUGUUCAAGAUUUGACCCUAAUAUCAAUCAGUGCGCCUUGGAACAUGGAAAGGAAGCCAUUCCUCAUCUAGUAAAAGGUGACCCGGCGUACAAAAUUCCCCCUUUAGACCCGUUCGAUAUUAAGGAAGUAAAGAUCAUUGACGAUGGACCAAGUGCAGCCAGCAUCUCCGUUACCCUAACAGACUCCAAGAUAUACGGCAUCAGGAAUAUACGCAUGGAGAAAGCAGAGAUUAAUUUAGACCAGCAGCACCAUCGCUUUGAGUUGUCAGUUCCUCUGGUGCAGAUCAUCGGGCAGUACGAGAUGUCAGGUCGCAUCCUGCUGCUACCCAUCGCUGGGAAGGGAAACAUCAACUUGACACUGGAUCAUGUCUACGUCGUGUACAAUCAAUACUGGAAGUUAGCUGCAAGGGAUGGCGAAACAUAUAUGAAGAGGCACAAUACAACAGCCACAGCAACACCAGAAAACGUGCAUAUUCAUAUUACCAACCUAUUCAAUGGUAACAAAUUGCUCGGUGACCAAAUGAACAUCUUUUUGAACGAGAAUUGGAAGGAUGCAUUCAAGGAACUUUCUCCUACAAUCUUCAGAGCUUUCUCAGAGGUGAUCAACUCCUUAGUACAUGCAUUAAUGGCAGUGAUACCUUUUGACAAUAUAUACCCAGAAAAAGUACCUUCAUGAGUCUCUGUGAGAACCACAGAUACUGAAAACAAUUCUGUAAAUCAAGUCAUUUAUUUUCAGAGCUCAAAUGUUCAAUAUGUGGAUGUGAUUCAAACUCCCAUUAACAAACAGUAUAUACUACAAGACAAUUAUUGGCAUGUUCACAACAAAAAGUUGCAAAUAUGUACAAACAGCUUUGCCAUGUUUGUGCUUCAGGUUCAUCUACAUGCACCAACUCAAGUACCACUGCACACACUCUUGUCAAAAAUGACACUGGGGAGUUUCAAUAAGGUUUAUCAGUACAUUCCAAUUUUGUCCAAAAUUGGACAACAGUAACAGA